This is a messenger RNA of Uranotaenia lowii, 1168 nucleotides long. RefSeq lists its product as uncharacterized. The transcript has a single exon. Lineage: Eukaryota; Metazoa; Arthropoda; Insecta; Diptera; Culicidae. The record is from RefSeq and is a predicted model, not a curated record. The coding region runs from base 155 to 874 and encodes 239 amino acids.
CGCACUGUCACUUUGCAUUCGAGUUUGCUGCCGGACGUUUGCAUAUUUGCUCCGAGUAGUGAUUUUGCUUCUUGUGUGUGGAUAGUUGUGGAUUUCGUUAGUUUUUUUGGACAGUGAAACUCGUUUGAAAUUGUCGUUUCGAAAGUUUGCGGAGAUGAACCGGAAAGUUUUUUUGAGCGGUUUGGCGUUGCUCUUGGUCGGGAUCGUGUCAAUCAGUGGACGACCUCAGGACGAUUCCAAGGUGUCUGGCGGGUUGUCAACCUCAACUGUUACGGUGCCUGCGGACGGAGUCGGCUCAUCAACGGUGUCACCCCAGGAAGAGAGCAAGAUAUCCAAGUUCUUCGAUGAUGUAUCGAGCGUGUUUAAAACGGGAACGGCCAAAGUGAAGGAAAGUUUCGAAAAUGCCGCGACAUCAGUCAAGGAUGGAGUUAUGCGGGGGUAUGAUUACGUAAAGGACAAAUUGACAGGAAAUGGAGAACCAGCUACGGUUGUGGAAAUUACUACAACCAAACCGGAAGCUGUUGUUCCUGAAGAUGCGAAGUCGGUAUCGGUGCGAUCGACGGGACCACUACAGGCUGCGCCGGUAACGACAACCUCUUCUGUUUCCACGACAACUGGAUCAACGAGAACCGGAACUGCACGAGCUGUCAAGGUCGAACCAAACGAUGAAGAUAGCUCUGAUGACGAGAGCGAUCGAGUCGUUUUCGUUGACAAUGAAGAUACCGAUACGGAUUCUCCGGCCAUCCCAACGACUACGGUUCCCGGAUCAACCACCAAGAAGUUCGGGCUAGACGAUAGGUUUAUCAUCGAUGGGCCAAUGGCGUGCAAAAGUGGCCAGACGGCGGUCAAUGGAAAGUGCCGUAACACCAUCUAGAAUGGCGAAGGCGUGCUGAUUAGCUACAGGCGAUCACUGAUCCCGGAAAGUGCAUCUUCCAUCAACAGACAUCGCCCAGUCCUCCUCAACAUAUCUCAGCAGCACGAUCCAGACAGUGUGUCGGCCGAUAGCUCUUUUAUCUGUUUGAAGAAUGUGAUUUAAGCUAAUUUAAUUCUAUUAUCACCGAGUAGAGUUCGCGUAUAAGUGAAUGUGUAUUUUGUGCAACGGAGUCGUGAAUAAAUUGAAUCAAUUUUGUACUAAACCUUGGGCUAACCAGGUCCAACAAAAGGGAAA